Spodoptera litura is the source of this 3687-nucleotide messenger RNA. RefSeq lists its product as uncharacterized. NCBI's taxonomy places the organism in Eukaryota, Metazoa, Arthropoda, Insecta, Lepidoptera, Noctuidae. Gene Ontology annotation, biological process: negative regulation of transcription by RNA polymerase II; regulation of cytokine production; regulation of immune system process. Gene Ontology annotation, cellular component: nucleoplasm; nucleus. Gene Ontology annotation, molecular function: RNA polymerase II cis-regulatory region sequence-specific DNA binding; DNA-binding transcription repressor activity, RNA polymerase II-specific. The record is from RefSeq and is a predicted model, not a curated record.
UCUUCGCCUGGCGCGCGCGUCCGCCCCACCCCGCAAGAAAGCGUCGCGACGCUCAAGUUUUCCACCAAGAAGUUAGUCGUCGUCCGCCCGCGUCUCAAGAAGGUCUCGUUUCCGCUUUCCACGGGACUUGCGCUUUUCCGGGGGUGACUAGGCCGCGAAAAAUUAAAUAAAUUUUAAACCGCGAUAACUUUUUGCGUAAAUAUUUUUCGGACGCGCCGCGCUAAAAGAGAUUGUUGUAUUGCAGAUCCGAAGACAUCGUCGGAGUACGAAAAAAGUGUAAAUAAAAGAACCGCGAGCGAUCGCAUGUCCUCGUUGUGACGAUACGUCCGAAACUGGAAUUAAUGUUGAAAUACUUCAAUGAAAACAUAUCCCUAGCGCUGCAGGAGAGGUACAGGGACCUCCAUGAGUAUCGGAAGACGGAAGCGGUAGAGGAGGGCUCACCGAGGGAGGCUAAAGUACCAAAAAUAGCUGAGGAAGGCGAGCAGGUCGGCGGCGAGGGCGCGUUUGAGCCGAGCGCCGCGCCGCCGUUCCCUAGACUGCUGGAUCCUCCCAAGGAGGAGGAUAACUUCGUAGCGAGCUGGCUUCAGAACUCCUUCAAGAUGACAGCCGCCGAAGGAAACAACGAGGCUUCCGCUGGAGGCAGCGCGCUGGACCUCCGCGCUGCCCCUCUAUCUCUCCACAUACCAACGCUGCAGCAGGCGGCUGAGGCACAGAGGCAGUUCAAGAUGCAGGACUUCUGGAAUAGAAGCCGGCCAGGCUCUCCCAGCCAGGACCAGCUGGGGGAGGGCCACAGCCAGCCAGGGCCGGCUCCUCCAACUCCUCAGCCACCAGCAACACCUGAUCACAAGAUUAUGACCGAGAAGCUGGUGAAUGAAAUCCAGCAGCAACAACAGUCACCAUCAGCCGACUCCACAAUGAGCGAGCGGUCCCUCGUACCAUUUGCGCUGGUAAAUUUACUAUCAACACUCAAUAAUAUCGAUCCACAACAGCAAUCACCAACUGGAGAAACACCGCUCGGGGAUCGCAACGCAAUGUUACCCUUCGCUCUGGUAAAUGUCCUGAAUAGCCUGAAUAUCGAUCAACAAGCGCGGUCAGGGCAGACUAUCAGUGAGAGAACCCUCGAGGAGUGCUGGUCGACACUUCAGCGAAUAUUCAUGCACAAAAACGCAAUGCAGAUGCAUGCACGGGAACUGCAACGAGGACUCGGAGGCGAAGUGAAACCUCAUCAAUGUCAGCAGUGCCUGAAGUCAUUUAGCUCCAAUCACCAGCUGGUACAGCAUAUCAGGGUCCACACAGGAGAAAAGCCUUAUAAAUGCUCCUAUUGUGACCGAAGAUUCAAACAACUGAGCCAUGUGCAACAACACACACGAUUACAUACAGGGGAACGCCCAUACAAAUGCCAUCUCCCUGACUGUGGCCGAGCCUUUAUCCAACUUUCAAACCUUCAACAACAUCUACGGAAUCAUGACGCUCAAGUGGAAAGGGCCAAAAAUAGACCUUUUCAUUGCAAUAUUUGUGGGAAAGGUUUUGCCACUGAAAGCAGUUUGAGAACCCACACGGCAAAGGAGCUUCAGCUGCACCUUGGUGUUUUGCAGCAACACGCGGCACUCAUGAUAGGUGGCGCUACAGCCACUCCGUGCCCAAUAUGCCACAAAGUAGUAUUCGGUGGCGAAGCUCUCGUAGAACAUAUGAAGAACACACACAAGGACCCAAAUGCAUCCGGCGUUGCGAGCCCACCGGCUACGUCACCGUACCCAGCGCAAGCUAAACCUGUUGAUCCUUACAUAGCGAAGCGACGGACUGCGAACCACCCCUGCCCAGUCUGCGGCAAGCACUACGUGAACGAGGGUUCCCUGCGGAAGCACCUGGCUUGCCACCCAGAAACCCAACUGACCAGUGGACUCAGAAUGUGGCCUUGCUCUGUUUGUCAGGCUGUGUUUACGCAUGAAAGUGGCCUCCUCUCCCACAUGGAACAUAUGAGAAUGGAACCGAAACAUCAGUUCGCUGCCCAAUACGUACUAUCUAGGGCAGCAGCCGAGAGACGAGAGAGGGACAUCAUCGCCGCCGUCUCGGCAUCAGCUGGAGGAUCAGGCCUCUUGAACCUCGCCCCUCCCUCUCCAGCUCACUCAGACUCAUCCUCGAAUGGACGACUGUCAUCCUCUGCCGGUUCAGAAGCAGGGGCUGCAGUCAACAAACUCACGGACCUUCUAAGAUCAGCCAAUAAUGGACACCAAGCAUACGGAGACGAAAGAGUCGCAGCCAUAGCCGCGGCCGCCGCCAACAUGAUGGCGCAGCCUGGCGAGGGUGCUAGUGCCGUGCAGGUAGCUGCUGCCAACCUGGUAUCCGCGAUGAGGCAGCAAUUGGCCAGAGAACCACCACCAGCUCAACCUCCUGCAGAAACACCGCCAGCACCUUCAGAAGCCGCAUUGAGAAUUCAGCAAGCAGAGGCCUUACUACGAAGUCAGGCUGAAGCGCUUCGACUUGCCGUCUCCCAAGCAGCUGCAGCACACGGUAACGAUGCUGCAAGUCCUUUAAGACACAACGGAGGCUUCCCUCCACAACCACCGAAUGAUGCUAGUGGACAAAUUUCACCAGAAUUAGUAGAAGCGUUUAGAAUUGCACAAGAGCAGCGGUUAGAGCAGGCGCUGAGAUUGCAUGAUCCCAGAAUGCUAGGGUUUAACUUGCCAUCACCAGUGCAGCAGGCAGCGCAACAGGCGGCGCAGCAAGCAGCCCAACAGGCAGUGGCCGCACAGCAGGCCGCCGCUCAGCAAGCUGCCCAGCAGGCUGCCCAGCAAGUGGCCCAGCAGGCUGCCCAGGCCGCCCAGCAGGCCGCGCAGCAAGCCGCGCAGCAGGCCGCACAACAGGCCGUCCAGCAACAGCACAUGCAGGCCGCGCAAGCAGCACAGGCUGCUCAGGCUGCCCAACAAGCUGCCCAGCAAGCUGUCCACUUACAGCAAAAUCCUCAGCCAUGAAAAUUCAGCUAUUACUAAUCCGAUGCGAUUUCGCCGCAAUAGAUGUAAUUUAGCACGUAAAUCUUAGGGGAAUUAUAAAGGGUGACUUUUGUAUUUUUUGGACGAUCAAAGUUUUUAGGCCGGAAUUUGAACGAAAUCGCCUCUGAUUGGUAAUUGUUGACAAUUGUUAUUUUACCGAGUUAGUUUUGGACUCUAAAGUGUUUUACGUUUUAAUUUUAGCCGGCAAAAGUAUACAAUUAUGAAAAAAAAACAUAUAAUUAUAAAGUAAUAACAUUAAUUUAGAUAGAACUAACUGUUGUAAAUAGGGAAACGUUUAGCGGAAACAAAUUUUACUGUAUAUAAUAUAAAAAAAAUAAAAAGUACCUAAAAUAGUUGAAUGAAUGAACAAAAAAAAAUAUGGAACAAAAACUCGCCCGAACAAGUAAUUAGAUGUAGACUUACGACAAAUAAUAUUACAGUGCAAUCUUCUAUUAUUUGUUUCGUUAUUAUUGAGUGUUUUUAUUAGACGUAUGUUAUAUUAUAUUUAUUUUUAUUAGCUUUACCACCAGAGCAGUGAAUUUCUUAGCUUAGUACAAACUUUUGAAUGUGCCAAACAGGUUUAUGCACGUUUUGUCGCAUUUAGCGAUGGUUUAUUGCAAUAUAAUUAGUUGCAUUAUGUUUCCAUAGGAUAUUUUAUUAAUAUUAUUAUUCAAUUUUAAUAAUUAUUUAUAUUAAU